AGGUGGGGCCCUGCAUCCAACAACACACAGUCGUGUGCCACCUUCAGACAUGUGUUUCUGCCCAAAAAGUGUCAGUGUGAUCGCCUGCCGCUCGUGUUAAGACCAUGUCUCUCUUUUCACCUCCACUGAGAAUGGUCACCAUGGCACGGUUGUGUCACUCAUCUUCUGUCAUGCUGUCAGUCAUGUUGCUGUUGGUCUUGAUGACGCCAGAAUUCUCCAGUGCCCACUCACCCAAGUACAUCAAAAAAGGAGGUUCUAGAAUCCGGCGCUCGGCCACACCCUCUGACGCGGACGUUCCUCACAAUGCUACAAACGGCUUUAUCCCAGAAGUCAGUGGUCCCACGCAGGUUCCACAGACAUCUGCAGAGCUCUUUGUCACACAAGCCUCAAAUGCUACUAAAAAUGCCAGUGACACCCAAGACCAUCCGACCAUACAUGCCAACACAGAGGCGCAUUCUAACAUGACCGCCAACAUUACAGCCCGCACUUAUCCUACACCAAAUACUGUCAGUACCCAGUCUUCUGGGGGGCUUCCUAAAACCACCUCCAAGACUACCAUCAAACCACUUUCCACCUCUGUGGGCAGUGCUUCAUCUUUGCUGGAGACAAAUGUCACAUCACAUCCAAGCAAUGCCUCCUCUCCCUCAGUGACACUUCACACCUCUGAUUUAGAUAAAGCUUCCUCUGACUCAACUUCAACUCCAACGGAUACGUCUCAGUCAUCCCACGUGGAACCGCCCACCUCAACCACUCAGCCAACACUCCCAGUCAAAGACUCAACGCCAGACAAGUCUCACCCCUUCCUCACAACCCACGCUGUCUAUACCAAUGCAUCUACAGCCUCAUCUAAUGCUUCAGUUCCUGGGCAUACCACUGUCUCUGGAGCAUCCGGUGACUCUGAGAGGAUGACGACGACUGAGCACAUGCCAACCAGCGGCGCGUCCAGCUCUUCAGCCAUCGGCCUCCACCCAAGGCCGCAUCCCAAAGUCACAACAGCUGCAGCAACAACGACCUCCAAAUCACCACCUCUGACCCAGAGGAAGAGCGACUGUCCUGUGUUCACACAGUCUCCGAGUAAGAAGACGAAUUUGGUGGGCGCCUGCCUGAUAGCUAUAGCGUCUCUGGCCGGUUUGGCAACAUUCUUUAUGGUGUGCUCCAUCAUCCUCUGCACCAAGCUCGCCGCUGCCAAGCACCGGUACCGGGUGAGAAUGGGCGGGGAGGGGACGGAGAUGGUGUGUAUCUCUGCACUGCUCCCGGAUGGUGACGGUCCUAUGAGGCCCAAGACCCCAAAAAGCAAUGGGGCCCUCAUCCCCAUCACAGAUACGGACAGCGACUACGGGGACAACCUCACUCUCAACAGUUUCCUGCCAGAUGGUGACAACCGUGUUUAAGGCCACAUAGUGAGCAUAUGUGGGAUGUGGGUAGCCUCAUCCAAGCAGUUUCCUACCAGAUAACGAACAGCUCUCCGUCUUAAAGGGAAACUUCAGGAUUUUUCAACCUGGGGCCUAAAUGUAUGGCACUAAGUGGGGUGUCAAGUUAGAGAGCGGACGAAGAGAAAACACUGACUGUCUGUCAUUUUCUACAGUUUCUUAUCCGUUAAGAAGGUAAGAGGUAAACAGACAUAGGUGUAACUCUGUAAGGAUCAUUUCCAGACCCUAAUGAUAAUAUUGACGAGCCUCAAACAAGCGGUUUACUUUGACGAGCAUGCUUGCUCCAUAGGAUUCCAUUAGAAGGCCAUGCUGUGGUUGCCGGUUAUAGCACUCUAAAUCAGUACUAGACCGAUUUCGAUUUUUUCCCUAGUUAAUAAUUAGACCCAAAAAGAUCUAAAAAUAGGUUUAAAUAUCCCAAAGUUUUCCUUUAGGGCAUUUUGCAGCCUGGGUGUUACAUGCUAUUUGGCUUUAGUUGUUGAUGUGAUUCAGUAAAACAAGGGGCAAUGAUGGAGACAACUGUUGUCUUUUGAUGCCAGCCUCAGAAGUAUUUGAUGUAUUCUACACAUUUUACAUCAACCUCUCUACUUUGCAGCCAGCCUUUACUGCAUCUAAACAUGCGUGUUAGCUAUCAGAGGAUCUGAGAUUUGUUGUGACAUGCAACCCUUGUACCUGAUAAUACAAAAAAGGAAGCAGUUGGACCUUUAAAUGUACACUUCCUCUUUCAUUUAGGUGAAAUAGUGUCACAACUAGUUCCAAGAUGCUGAACCAAAAUGGAACCAAUGAACCAAAAUUGUGCGUCAGUGUCAAGAAGCAGUGUUUGCUAUUUUGUUCUUUGAAAUGCAUGUUUGUUGUAUUGUGGUAUUGUAUAUGUUAUGUGGUGUACAAAGUCGUCUGUAAUAUUUGUAACCUGUUGGUGAUACAUAGUUUUUUCUGCAUAUUUUAUUUCCACAUUCACACGUAACUUUCCGUGUUACGCUCAGAUGUAGUGCCCCAGCUGUCUAUCAGAACAAAUAGCAGUUUUAUUUAUUUUCUGUACAUAAUUGUGGGAUUUGAAACUGUAUUAAUUUAACCUCAGAUGAAAAUGUCCUUGACAGUCCUCUAUUUAAUCUUGCACUGCAAAAAAUCCUCGGGUGAUUUCACUUUGCAACAGGACACUGUGAGCGCUGUAUUUCUACAAGCGCUUCAGCUGUGCAGACAGCACUCGGAGGCUCUCACAGGGAUUCACCCCUGAUUUAUAAGCCUUGGAAUGAAAGUAGCAGACUGCUACUGCACACUGCCCCUGCACUCUGGCCAGCCAAUCCCCUCCAGUCACGGUGACAGAGGAGAUGGAAAAUGCAGACCCCGCUUUAUCAAAUCCCUGUCGGGACAAGACAAAACCAUUUACCAUUUUCUUUGUAAGUGCACAUACAAGUCUGUAGUUAAAAGCACUUGAAGGAUGUGUCAUAUUUUGUUAUCUUAUAUUAUUCCAUGAAUGUCAAAUGUAUUAUUAAGUAAUAUUUCAAUUUGUUCACAUAAAGACUUUAGUUGUGCUUGUUGUUCUAUUUACAGAAAAUACACAUAUUACAAUGCCUGUGUUCUUUGUUUACUUUUUACUGCACAAAAGUGUGUGGAACAAUGCAAUCUUGCAGGUAACACAGCUUGCACUUGCAGGGACGAAAUCUAAAAGAGCGGUAUCUGAUACGCAGACGCAACUGGCCCAACCUUUACCGACGUACAAAACACUUAUACUUAUACAACUUUUUUUCUUUCUGGCCGAAACUGUCUGAGCAGCUUAAGGCUUACAAUAGUUCCUGAUUUAUUUUCACGUUCUCCAGAACAGAACAAAACUGUGUGUAAGAGCUUGGUGUUUUAGACAGUGCUAUUAUUUCUUAAUAAUGUGUGAAGUGCAUGCAUGUGUGUCUGAGAGUGUGUAUUGUGUUUGUGCUUGCUUUCACAUAUACUGCAUGCCUUGCUCUAGAAAAUACAGGUCACAUAAAUCGUGUGUGUAUGCGUGUGUGAUGGGGAGAGAAUGAAACCAGGGCACAAAAUGGUGGUGCUUAUUUUUAACCUAUAUUAGCUAGUCAGCAGCUGUUUUAAUUCCCCGAUGUGUGCAGUGUCCUGUGCUUAACUGAGCGACGUGUCUGAUUUUGCGCAGAACACCCUGUGCAUUGUUUCAGGGGGGGGGGGGUAGGUAGUGAUUCUGCAUGUGCCCCUGCUGCCUGAGUGCAUUAUGUCCAUGCAGGAAACAUUAACCCUUUCCUGAACAGACCCAGGCAGAAUCGGAGACAACAGAGUGGGCAGUGUUGGAAAAGGGUUGUAAUUCUGCAGGACAGUCCUCUCUACAUAACAUGUCUCAAAUAAAAUGGCUGGUGCACCGAAAA
This is a messenger RNA of Clupea harengus (Atlantic herring), 3790 nucleotides long. RefSeq names its product selectin P ligand (gene selplg). Gene Ontology annotation, cellular component: plasma membrane. Gene Ontology annotation, biological process: leukocyte tethering or rolling. Lineage: Eukaryota; Metazoa; Chordata; Actinopteri; Clupeiformes; Clupeidae. The record is from RefSeq and is a predicted model, not a curated record.